AGUAACAGGGCAUUGAACCAGCCAAUAUUUCUGGUGUGGCACAAGUAAUCAUAGAAAGCUAAAGUCCAGGUUUGCUGCACAUUUUAAUAGGAAUUAGCAACAUUAAGGUACAAUAUCAUUUAAGUUGGGUCCUGCAUCAUUACCUAAUCUUGUGGUCCUGUCUUUUCAGAGGGUCCCUGUGUCAAAACAGUAGUUGUAAGGCUGUAAUCAGCUCAGAUGGUGCAUAUUCCUGAAUAAAAUGGAAUUGUGCUUGAUCAAAUUAUCUUAAACUGCAGUGACAGGGUCCAGAAUGCACAGAGGGCAGGAACUGUAUGUGUGUGGGCCCAAUAAUGACCAUUGCUUAUCAUUUAAAUAGGCUCACUUUGUAUGCAGCGGUACAGCAACUAAUCAAUCAAUCAAACAAACUUUAUUUGUACAGCACCUUUCAUACAGGUUAGUGUAAUUCAAAGGGCUUUAUAUGUGAAUGAGAAGAAAAGACAGUAGAGAGACAAACUAGAACAAUUUGAGACGGAUGCACAACAGGAAAAACUUUAGAGACAAGUAUUAUAUUGUAAGUCAGGAGCAGUGCUUAUGCCAACUAUUUCACUGCGACUUUACAACACCCAGCAAUGCGACACCAAAUUAUAACUUUAUUGUAAUUCUUUCAAACAUGAACACAGGAGUCAAAUACCUGUCAGUUUUCUACUUGCCAUUGAACCGUGUGGGGAUCCCUGUCCACGAUUGGUUCAGCCAUUAUUGCAAGUCCCGCGAGAGUCUCCAGAGCAGCUGUUACCCUGGAGACCAAGCUAAACAACCGCUGCUCUGUGUUUUAAUUUUGUCAAAGCUUUGUUAUUUUAAGAACCACAUUACGGGCGGAUACACUGAGCUUUCCUUUCAUUUUCGAAUUUAUUUUUAAUCAUUCAACUAUAAUUCCAUAAUGGGUAGCGAUUACUACGAGACGCUGGAAAUAAACAGAAAUGCAACAGACGCAGAUAUCAAAAAGGCAUAUCGACGUCUGGCAUUGAAGUUUCAUCCGAGCAGCAACAGGGAAACUGGAAGCGCCGAGAGGUUCAGUCAGCUGGGUGAAGCCUACGAUGUUCUGAGCGACCCUCGAAAAAAGGCAACCUAUGACAAGUUUGGUGAGGAGGGUCUAAAAGGUGGUAUCCCACUGGAGUUUGGCAGUAGUGGGGCUUGGUCAUCUAAAUAUGUCUACCAUGAGAACCCAGACAAAACAUUCAGACAGUUUUUUGGAGGCAACAACCCAUUUGCAGACUUCUAUACAAAUGAUGUACCACUUCAGUUCGGUGGCCUGCAACCAGGAGUGGUGAAGACACAAGAUUCUCAAAUAAAGAGAGACCUUAAUUUGUCCCUGGAUGAUCUCUUCCAUGGAUGCACAAAAAAGAUUAAGAUAUCUCGCAGGGUUAUGAAUGAGGAUGGAUACACAUCCAGUAUCAAAGACAAGAUCCUGACUAUAAACGUGAAGCCUGGAUGGAAAGAAGGCACAAUAAUAAUUUUCCCCAAAGAGGGAGAUCAGGGACCAAGCAGCAUCCCUGCAGAUAUUGUGUUCAUAGUGCAACAGAAGAGGCAUCCUCUAUUCGUAAGACAACACAAUGACCUGAUCUACAAGGCCCAGGUCUCUCUGGAGAUGGCCUUGACUGGGUUCUCUGUGGAUGUGGAGACACUAGAUGGCAGGCUACUCAGUAUUCCCAUCAAUGACAUUGUGCACCCUGCAUACAAAAAAGUGGUGACCGGAGAGGGAAUGCCGCUGUCCCAGGAUCCUUCCCAGAGAGGAAACCUCAUCAUUACUUUUGACAUCCACUUUCCCGAGAAGCUCUCCGCUGAGAGGAGGCAUCUGAUCAAACAAGCUCUAGCUUUUAAAUAUUGAUCACAUUUUAAUACAUGUGUUUCUAUCCUGUGA
Messenger RNA from Siniperca chuatsi (mandarin fish), 1897 nucleotides. It is a transcript of the gene dnajb13, whose product is annotated as DnaJ heat shock protein family (Hsp40) member B13. The record is from RefSeq and is a predicted model, not a curated record. Lineage: Eukaryota; Metazoa; Chordata; Actinopteri; Centrarchiformes; Sinipercidae. Gene Ontology annotation, cellular component: cytosol. Bases 917 to 1864 code for a protein of 315 amino acids. Gene Ontology annotation, molecular function: protein-folding chaperone binding. The transcript has 8 exons.